Messenger RNA from Humulus lupulus (European hop), 1827 nucleotides. RefSeq lists its product as uncharacterized. The transcript is spliced from 2 exons. The record is from RefSeq and is a predicted model, not a curated record. Bases 38 to 1384 code for a protein of 448 amino acids. Lineage: Eukaryota; Viridiplantae; Streptophyta; Magnoliopsida; Rosales; Cannabaceae.
GAUUUUGACGAACUACAAUCUCCCCCCUUGGCUAUGCAUGAAGGAAGAGUAUUUUAUGCUAACUCUGCUUAUUCCUGGGCCAAAAUCACCGGGUAAAGACAUGGAUGUAUUUCUAAGACCCUUGGUGGAUGAGUUAAAACAAUUGUGGAUUAACGGAGUCGACACAAGAGAUGGCACAAGGAAUGAAUUGUUCAAGAUGCGUGCAGCCCUUCUGUGGACAAUUAACGAUUUCCCUGCUCGUAGUAGCUUGUCUGGUUGGAGCGGGCAAGGGUAUAAAGCAUGUCCAACGUGCAAUGAAGACACCACUUCCAUUCGAGUGAUUGGUAAGACAUCGUAUGUCGAUCAUAGGCGAUUCUUGAGGAGUAAUCAUAAGUAUAGAAGGGACAAGGAAUUUGAUGGCAAAGUUGAGAAAAGAAAUCCUCCACAACAGUUUACUUGUCAACAAGUUUUAGAUCAAGUCAAUGCUUUACCGCUUCAAGUGUCUGGUAAACAUGAAAGAUUUGGGGGGGUGAAGCGCAAGCGAGGUGCAGGGGAAAGUAAUUGGAGGAAAAAAAGUAUUUUCUAUGAACUUGAUUACUGGAGUUCAAAUCAGUUAAAACACAACCUAGAUGUGAUGCAUGUUGAGAAGAAUGUGUGCGACAGCAUCCUUGGGACUUUGUUAGAUAAUGAUAAAUCUAAGGACACCACUAACGCAAGACAUGAUUUAAAGAAUAUGGGGGUUAGGAAAUCGUUGUGGAUUUACGAGGAUGCCAAUAAAAGGUUAAUGAAACCGCAUGCUCCAUACGUGUUCACUUUUGAACAGAGGCGAGAUUUCUGUCAAUUUUUGAAAGGAGUGAAGUUGCCCGAUGGUUUUUGUUCUAAUCUAAAGAAAAAAGUCACAGACAAUGACUCAAACAUUGUUGGGUUGAAGUCCCAUGAUUGUCAUGUGAUAAUGCAACGAUUACUUGCAGUAGGUGUUCGCAAGUUUUUACCAGAAUCUAUAUCCACUACCAUCACUGAAUUGUGUAAUUUCUUCAAACAAUUGUGCUCUAGGACACUGAACGUUUCUGAUAUGGAGAAAGCUAAGGAUGACUUGAUUGUUAUUUUAUGCAAGAUGGAGUUGAUUUUCCCUCCAGCAUUCUUUGACAUAAUGAUCCAUCUGGUUUUGCACUUGCCUGAUGAAGCAAUAUUGGGAGGACCUGUAUUUAUGAGGUGGAUGUAUCCUUUUGAAAGAUACAUGAAAAAAUUAAAAAACUAUGUCAGGAAUAAAGCUCGUCCUGAAGGAUCUAUAGCAGAAGGAUAUGUUGCAGAUGAGGCUUUGACAUUUUGUUCAAUGUAUUUCAAAGGUGUGGAAACAAAAUUUAAUCAGCCUGAUCGAAACGAAGAUGCACCGUAUGUGAAUUGACACCUCACAGUGUUUGAAUCUCAAUGUCGUCCUCUUAGUAAGGGAAUUCCCGUGCCCCUCGAUGAAAAUACUCGGAAUAAAGCUGAGUGGUUCAUAUUGGAUAAUUCUCCAGAAACUGAAGUGUAUUUAGAGUAAGUACAUAAUUAAUAUUCAUUUUAUUCUUUGUUCAAUCUACUCCUUAAUUAACAAUAUUGACAUUGUUAAUUAAUUAACAGGGAACACCUAACUGAGGUGCAACAAAGAGAUAUGGCUGCCAAUCAUAAAUUGAUACAUAAGAAAGAGUUUCGUUCAUGGUUUCAUAAGAAGAUAUAUGACUUGCACCAACUUGGGUCAUUAGAGCAUGCUGAUGAAUUACUAGCUUUAGCAUCUGGGUCAGAUCUAUUGGCUUACUCCUACCAAGCAUGUAUAGUGAACGGAGUUCGAUUUGUCUCAUACAAUCGAGA